Molecule: messenger RNA, 402 nt
Organism: Schistosoma margrebowiei
Lineage: Eukaryota; Metazoa; Platyhelminthes; Trematoda; Strigeidida; Schistosomatidae
Source: the annotation of a GenBank genome assembly
AUGUACGAGGGAUAUACCAAUGACACGAUCGCUCUUCCCAUACGCGUGAUGAAGUUAUUGGGAGUAAAAAUUCUUAUGGUUAGUAAUGCUGCUGGUGGUCUGAACAGAAGUCUCAAACUUGGUGAUUUCGUGAUCUUAAAAGAUCAUAUUUAUCUUCCUGGACUGGGAUUAAAUAAUAUUUUGGUCGGACCGAAUCAUGAUGAAUUUGGUCCUCGAUUCCCAGCACUUUCGGAUGCCUAUAACAGUGACCUGCGAAAACUGGCUAAACAAGUAGCUGUAGAAAACGGAUUUGGGGAUUCGGUUCACCAAGGUGUUUACGUGAUGAAUGGUGGUCCUUGUUUCGAAACGCCUGCUGAGUGUACAAUGCUUCUUAACAUGGGUUGUGAUGUAGUCGGUAAUUGA